ACUACAUUUCCCAGAAUGCUUUACGCUCCUUCCGUCUUCAUUGCAAGAUGUCCGCGUUGAGUAAAAUCGGUACAUUUCUGAAAAUCACAUGGGGAAAGGAACCUGUGAUUGUGGUCUCUUUCGUCAUUGGCAUUGCGGCUGUCGUGGCACCCCUCGUCAGUCCGUACACAAAAUAUAGCGACAUGAUCAAUGAAGUUGUACCAUAUGCGUAUCCAGUUCCAGUUCGGGAUGAUGGCAAUAUGCCAGAUAUUCCCUCUCACCCCUGUGACAAGGAAGGCCGAAACCUUGAGUGGCUGAAAAACCUCUGAGGCGUGGGGUGGCUUGCAAACAGGCAGGGAGAGCUACCACGAGAGCCAACCGGGUCCCCACUUGACUCUUGUACAUGUGUAACAUUUCCAGGAUGUAAUAAACUAGCUGUUUACUUCAA
Elgaria multicarinata webbii is the source of this 427-nucleotide messenger RNA. It is a transcript of the gene NDUFA3, whose product is annotated as NADH:ubiquinone oxidoreductase subunit A3. NCBI's taxonomy places the organism in Eukaryota, Metazoa, Chordata, Lepidosauria, Squamata, Anguidae. Gene Ontology annotation, cellular component: mitochondrial inner membrane. The coding region runs from base 48 to 308 and encodes 86 amino acids. The record is from RefSeq and is a predicted model, not a curated record. The transcript has 4 exons.